AAUACAUCACCAUCCAGAACUAUGGCUUCGGUACUCCAUUUUUUCUUCUGCACAAAAAAAAUGUUCGGAAACAAGUUCUUGGUGCGAGCCCACCUCCCUUCACCAUCAUUCCAUCCAUUUCGCCUCCUCCAAUUAUCAGUCUCCGAUUCCUCCUCCUCAAUCGAGAUCGAAACGCUCUGCUGGAAACUCUCACGGCGAUGGCGCCUCGCCUGCUUUCAUCCGUCGCCGUCCUCCGUCUUCAUCAUCUACCAAAGAUGUCAGAAUGAAGAGGCAGCCAGAGUUGUAGAGGAGCUUGCCAAAAGCAUGGCCAUCUGCAAGCUCGGGGAGGAAGAAGAGGUGAGAUCUGCAAUCUUGAUCGCCAGGGCAGUCGAAUGUUGGUUUAGAUCAUUAAUGAUGGAGAAGAGCUGGAGAUGCAUUGGAGAGAGUACAUUUGUGGACUCUACUUUUGCUGUUGACGAAGAAAAAAAAUAUUUCCAUGCGCUUAAUGCGAGAGUGCAAUCAGAAAUAGAUGGCAUUGUUUUCAUUGUUUCGCCUGAUGUAAUUUGGUUUAUCAGGGAUAAGAUCACAGAUUUAGUUUCUUCCUGGACUUUGCAAAGUUUCCAUGAUGGCAAUGUAGCACUUGUGGAGAAAGAUAGACACUUUACUGCUUGUGUUACUCUUCCUUCUCUUCACAGUGGACACAUCUUAGGACUGAGCUUACUGAACCCUGUUGGAGAGAAAUUCAAACUUUUGGAAGAACUUUGGAAGUUUAAGCAUGGUCUAUCUUUAUUGAGUGACUACUAUGUCAAUGUCCACUUCAGCUAUGGAGGCCAAGAAAGCAAGACAUGGUUACCCUCAGCUUUUGUUCUUCGAGGUUCAGGGUUGUGUCCGCCUCCACAGACAGUUAGAUAUUCAAUGGCACUAAAUGCUUUGAACUCUUUUAUUAAUACCAUAGGAUGCUUGGAUUUCUUUAGUCAAGGUCCGCUGAAAGUGAAGCAAGUUUCUUCACUUGAAAGUCCUAUGAUGCAACCUGUCUGGAAAGCUGUUGGAACUUCUUGUAAUGAGAAUAAAAACAUAACUGAUGAAUGCAUCACAUCCCAGAACCUUCAUUUGACAUUAGAUUUUCGUGCCCAAAAACCAGCUCCUUCGUUUACUUCAGCUAAUAGAAUGUUGGGUUAUGAUAAAAAUGCUGCUGCUGUAUGGACAAGCGAUGAAAUAACAAAAAAUACAAGUCUUCUUAUCCCAAAAUCUUUCAAUGAAGUUGUGCAUGUAGCAACAAAACCUCCUCUCUGUCAAUCUCAAAUUUAUCAAAGAGCAAAAGGUGAUGGAACUCUAAACAUUUAG
Phalaenopsis equestris is the source of this 1323-nucleotide messenger RNA. RefSeq lists its product as uncharacterized. The record is from RefSeq and is a predicted model, not a curated record. The coding region runs from base 22 to 1323 and encodes 433 amino acids. NCBI's taxonomy places the organism in Eukaryota, Viridiplantae, Streptophyta, Magnoliopsida, Asparagales, Orchidaceae. The transcript has 12 exons.